CGUGUGCCAGUAUCUCCAGCGUCUCUAAAUGAUCUUCUCUCUUCAGGCCCUCAGUGAUGACUCUGCUUCUCAUUACCACACUGCUGUUCUCAGGUCUGUGCAGUCUCUCCUCCUGUGUGCCACGUCAGUUCCAUGUGGUGAAGGAGGAAAAGAACUGGACAGAAGCUCAGCGCUACUGCCAAGAAGAGUUCACUGACCUCGCCACCAUAGACAACAUGUGGGAGAUGGAGAUGUUAAAUAGCACAGUUAAUGAAACAGGGGGGAACUCCACACAUCCCUAUGUGCUGGUUGUUGCUUUUAAUAAGAAAUGGACAGAUGCUCAGAGAUACUGCAGAGGGAAUCAUACAGACCUGGCCAGUGUGAGGAAUGAGGCUGAGAAUGAGAAGAUAAACACAAUCCGAGGGUCUACCGAUAAAGCCUGGAUUGGCCUGUUCAGAGAUUACUGGUCGUGGUCAGAUGGCAGCACCUCCUCAUUCCGCCACUGGGACACUGGAAAACCCAAUUAUGGCGUCAGUUCGUCUGGGUUCUGCGCUCAAAUUACUUCCAGUGGUCAGUGGAACGAUUUACCCUGCCACAAUCCUUCAAACUUCAUUUGCUAUGAGGACAAACUGGUUCUGGUUCCUGAGAAUAAGACCUGGAUAGAGGCGCUGCAGUACUGCAGAGAGCACCAUGUGGACCUGGUGUCUGUGACCUCCGAGCGGAUCCAGCGCUGGGUGAAGGAGCGGGCUAAAGGAGCCUCCAGUACUUACGUGUGGCUGGGCCUGCAACACUCCUGCUACAUGGGCUUCUGGUUCUGGGUCAACGGAGAGUUGGUCUGCUACAACAACUUGGCCCAAGGGGGAGAGACAGGGCAGGACUGCCAGAGUGCCAGAGUGGGGGCAGUGGAGUCUGGAGGAGACGGGGUGGGAAGGUGGGUCAUGCUUCCAGAGACCGAGAAGCUCAACUUUAUCUGCACCACUAAGUGUUACGCUUCAGCUGGAAAAGGACCCAAUCGCAGACCAGAUCAUGAGGAGGCUGUUCAUGUUAAACAUACAGGAGACCAACAGGAGGAGGUGCCACAUCAGCUCUGA
This is a messenger RNA of Clupea harengus (Atlantic herring), 1070 nucleotides long. Its product is annotated as macrophage mannose receptor 1-like. The coding region runs from base 57 to 1070 and encodes 337 amino acids. The record is from RefSeq and is a predicted model, not a curated record. Lineage: Eukaryota; Metazoa; Chordata; Actinopteri; Clupeiformes; Clupeidae. The transcript has 5 exons.